AUGAGCUCACAGCAAAGCCCCGCUGCUCUGCAGCCCACCGUGGACCGCGAGAAGGUCUACGCGUGGAUAGUCGAAUUGUCGAAUCCGGAGACGCGGGAGAACGCUCUGCUCGAGCUGAGUAAGAAGCGCGAAGUGGUACCCGACUUGGCGCCGUUGCUGUGGCAUUCGUUCGGUACGGCCGCUUCUCUACUCCAGGAGAUCAUCACCAUCUACCCGGCGAUCAAUCCAGCAACUCUGACAGCUUAUCAGAGUAACCGGGUGUGCAAUGCUCUGGCGCUCUUGCAGUGUGUCGCCAGCCAUCCAGAAACGAGAUCAGCAUUUUUACAGGCUCAUGUACCCUUGUUCUUGUAUCCGUUUCUGCACACUGUAAGCAAGACAAGACCGUUCGAGUAUUUAAGACUGACAAGUCUUGGAGUAAUUGGUGCUUUAGUAAAAACAGAUGAACAGGAAGUGAUAACUUUCCUGCUUACUACUGAGAUUAUUCCAUUGUGUCUUAGGAUCAUGGAAAGCGGUUCUGAACUAAGCAAAACAGUGGCUACAUUUAUCUUACAGAAGAUACUGUUAGAUGACAGUGGACUGUCUUACAUCUGUCAGACAUACGAUAGAUUUAGCCACGUAGCUAUGAUUCUGGGAAAAAUGGUAUUAUCCCUUGCUAAGGAUCCAUCAGGGAGGUUACUUAAACAUGUCAUUAGGUGCUAUUUAAGACUUUCUGAUAACCCUAGGGCACUUCUUGCCCUAAGACAGUGUUUACCGGAUCAACUGAGGGACAGCACGUUCGCAACGUGCCUGCAAGACGAUGCUUCGACCAAACUUUGGUUGAAUCAGCUUCUGAAGAAUCUAGAGAACGGUCCGCAACCAGGUCCUCCGACUCAACCGGGCCAGCAGGAUCCCCGAACGAUCGGGAUGUCUCCACUCACCUCCUGAACUUGUCAGUUGAAGAUACCACCGGAAUUUGUGAACUUAGGUUUAAUCUCACAACAGAUUCUGAACGCGCCUCUACAUAAAUCAUGCUAAAUCCCUUUGAGCGCGCGCGAUAAUUAACGGUCAUGUCCAUGUGCACACCGUUUGUGGUUGAAAAUUGUGCUGUGAGAACUAGUAAUAAGUGUAUGCUACUGGACUGGCAAACUCAAGUACGUAACGAUAGUACAUGAUAGAUUGUAAAUAGUGUAUAGACGGCUGCAGUGAAAUUUACUGAUUACGAUUUCAACGAAUUCCCAUUGAAUUGUAGGAUUAUGCGCUAGUAAUAGUGACAGCAGCGUUGACAACAAGGACGGUUAUACAAAUCAAAAGUGUUUUGUACGAGAUUAAAACGUUACAUAAAUGUGGUAAAACUGUGACGUAUAUGCAUAUGUUAUGUAUAAAAAUUAUAUGUAAGAUUUAUAAAUGUGACUGUCGGUCGAGAAAGAUAAAUCAAUCUUGUUGUAUAUGAAUUGUAUGAACCAGUACUAUUCAUUCAUUCGAUUUGUACGUUACCAUCGGGCUAAACUUUAUUUCAUUGAGUAGGCAAUAGGUGCAAUUAACCGCAACUCUGUAUCACUGCCUAGGUUUGUAUAGUUCGCGUAAGAUUAAUUAAUUUAUGUGUAAGUGCGUGUGUCUUAGUCUUAUCUCCUUACCCCUGGUCCACAACCUUACUUUAAGCUUUAAGCCGUAAGAAAAUUAACCAAUCACAGAAGAAUAUGUAGAGAAUAAUCGACUGUGUUUGGUCAUUUUCUUACGGUUUAAAGUUUAAAGCAAGCUUAAAGCAAGGUUGUGGACCAGGGGUUACAUUGUGAUUGACCGAUGACUGUGCACUGUGGCGAUUAAACGAUUAAGCCGUUUU
Ooceraea biroi (clonal raider ant) is the source of this 1819-nucleotide messenger RNA. RefSeq names its product CCR4-NOT transcription complex subunit 9. Gene Ontology annotation, cellular component: CCR4-NOT complex. Gene Ontology annotation, biological process: mRNA catabolic process. The record is from RefSeq and is a predicted model, not a curated record. NCBI's taxonomy places the organism in Eukaryota, Metazoa, Arthropoda, Insecta, Hymenoptera, Formicidae.